CAGAACUCUCCAGUAAGAGUGAACUGCCAACAAUCAGACAUAUAGCGAUCCCAUUCUCCCAACAAUAUUUCUAGCCUUCUUUUCUGCCAUAAAAUCUAGCAAAUCCAAAUGGCUUCAAAAGGGCUUGACAUGUGUGUACUUCUGAUCCUUUUGAUGAUGCUUUGUCAUGGAGCCACUGCUCAAUCAGGCUGCACCAGUGCGUUAGUGGGCUUAGCCCCAUGCCUAAAUUAUGUCACAGGAAAUUCCUCAACCCCAUCAUCUUCCUGCUGCUCCCAGCUUGCUUCUGUUGUUCAAUCUCAGCCGCAGUGUCUCUGCGCAAUGCUUAAUGGCGGUGGCUCAUCACUGGGCAUUACCAUUAACCAAACCCAAGCUCUAUCACUUCCUGGAGCUUGUAAUGUGCAAACACCACCGGUUAGCCAGUGCAAUGCGGCCAAUAAUAGUCCAGCAAUUCCACCGAUAGGUUCUCCAGUGCCAUCAGAUUCUUCGGAUGAUUCUCCAAAAACUCCAAAUACACCGUCACUGCCAAGCAUUCCUGCAGGAAGCGGUUCUAAGACAGUCCCAACAGCAGGUGGCACUUCAGCUGCAAGCCUCACAAGAAUGCAACUUCACCUCACCAUAUUUAUCAUUUUCAUUGCUUCAUGUAUUUCAAAUGGCAUUAGAUUCUAAGCUUUCCUCGCAGAUUUGGAGCUUAUUCUGCUGUUUGCAGCUCUAUUAUCACUUGUAACCAUGUGCAAAUAGUAUUAUUGGAUUGUUUCUGAUGGAUUUGAAAGAUUGUUGCCAGCAUAAGAAGCUACUUCUAUUCCAUUUUUUUUUUCUUAAAGCUGUGAAGUUAUAUAUGCAAUUUAGUGGCUUUUGGCCUAGUUAAACAAAAGCUCACAGAACCAGAGAGUCAUAGAAGUCUGACUUUAUUCAGUUAGAUGAUAAAUUAUAUAUAUAUGUGUGUGUGUGUGUGUGUGUGUGUGUGUGUGUGUAAUCUCAAUGUUGAGUUGGUUAACUACGAAUCUGUUAUAAAGUAGGAAAAGUUGGUGAACAAUAAAGCCCCUCUCAUCUCCCUAGAAGCAGCAGAAAAUGUUACACAUCAACGAUACUCCUCAUUAGCCAGAAAGUGCUAUAGAAGGCAAUGGAAGCUAUUAGAAUGGAGAUUAUGCUUUCCUUCGCUGUAAUAAGGACUUGGUGGGCAGAGGCUAUGGCGCAAUCAAGUGCACCAAUGUGCUCAUAGGCUUGUCUCCAUGCCUAGAGUACAUAACAACAAACCCAUCAACCACAUCUUCACAAUGUUGCACACAGCUAGCUAACAGGUCAGGUCACAGCCUCGGUGCCUGCGUGAGGUCCUUAAUGUUGGUGCCUCUUCGGUAUGGCUUA
Molecule: messenger RNA, 1362 nt
Organism: Hevea brasiliensis (rubber tree)
Lineage: Eukaryota; Viridiplantae; Streptophyta; Magnoliopsida; Malpighiales; Euphorbiaceae
Product: non-specific lipid transfer protein GPI-anchored 5-like
Exons: 3
Coding region: 109-666 (185 amino acids)
Biological process (GO): lipid transport
Molecular function (GO): lipid binding
Source: RefSeq, a predicted model, not a curated record